UCUGGUUAGUGUGGUUACCUUGAUGAUGAGUCAUUCUGGACUAGUCCCGGCAUGUCUACAGGAGCUCUGUGAUUAAAUCAGCUGUUACAGUCAGUUUGAACGUGAACAUACAACCCUGCUGCUGACUCAGCCCUGACUGGCCCUGUAAAGGCCCUGAUAGGCCCAGUUAGGCUAGGCCAGGACAUUUAGGCUGGUCUAGUCCUGACAUGUCUGAGCUAGUCUAUAAGAGGCUGCAGCUCUGUUCUGCUCCACUCUGACUGCACUUUAUCUAUUUUUACUUGCACAGGAUGAUCUGCAGCUGAUAUUUUUCUCUCUGUAUAUACUGAGGGGGGCGCUAUGGGAAAUACCAUUUUAACGGGAGGGAGACAUGGAUCCACUUCCUGGUCGGCAAAAUCCAACCGUUCAUCUCUCCUCAUAAUAAGCAAAGACCAGUGUUGAAAAUUAUGCAGGAUCAAUUAGCCUCACCAUGUCAGCUGAUGGGGAGCUCAGCACCGACACCAGUGACGACAACAAACUGGUCAGACCAAAGGUAGAGUUCCAUUCUUUGCUGCAACAUGCAGGAGCCACUAAAGAUGUUUUCACCAUGAAGGAGGUGAUGUUCUACCUGGGUCAAUACAUCAUCCAGAAGCAGCUGUACGACCAGAAGCAGCAGCACAUCGUCCACUGUUCCCAGGACGCACUGGGGCGGGUACUGGGAGUCGACAGCUUUUCUGUUAAAGAGCCACGAGUUCUGUUUGCAAUGAUCACCAAGAACCUGGUGGCUGUGAAGAGCCAAGAAUCGCCACCAAACUCGAAUGAACCACACAGCAACAAUCAGCCAGAGAGAGGGACAGAGGAGGCAGAUUCAGAAAGUCGCUCAUCAUCACCAGACAGGAGGAGGCGGCGAAGGAGGAGGCGGAGGAGGAGGAGCUGCAGGAGCAACGAACCAGGACCCUCCCACAGUGUAGAGGAUGAUGAAGAUGAGGAAGAGUCGGACGAGGAAGAGGAAGAAGAGGGUAAGAAGAGGAGGAGGUCUGACAGCUACUCCCUGACGUUUGAUGACAGCCUGUCCUGGUGUGUGAUUGGCGGAUUGGGAAGUGGGCGGGACAGACACAGCAGCCAAUCGUCGGACUCACACAGCACAUCUGGGAGGUCAGAGGUCACGGUCCCAGCAUCAGACUCAGACAGUGACAACUUCAGUGUCGAAUUUGAGGUUGAGUCCAUUGAUUCUGAUGAUUACAAUGAAGAUGAUGCCUCUGUGUCUGCCGAUGACCAGGUGUAUGAGGUUACAAUCUUCGAGGCUGAGGAUGACGACUCCUUUGAUGAAGACACAGAGAUCACUGAAGCUGACUACUGGCGGUGUGUGAGGUGUGACGAGUUGAACCCCCCACUCCCCAGGAACUGUCUUCGCUGCUGGACUCUGCGCCAGGACUGGCUGCCUGAGGUGUCAAACAACAUAUCUAACUCCAACCCCUCCGGUCCUAAACCUCUGCCCACAAAGCCAACCAUCCAAUCAGCAGCCAAAGAAGCUCCAGGUUCUGAUGUCGAGGAGAAUGAAGGAGUUGAUGUUCCCGAUGGGAAAAGAGCAAAAACUCCCCUUCCCUUGUCACAGUGUCUGUCUGACUCCACCCACUCUGCUCCUGACUCCGCCUCCUCUGCUCCCAACUCCCAGGAUCUCUCUUCUUCCCAGCCCUCCUCCUCCUACUCCUCCCUCGACUCCCAAGAGCUUCUCCCAUUUUCCCCGACCGCUUCACCUCCACCUCCCGUUCCUCCACCUCCACUUAACGCCCCCGCGGUCCCCGACUUGGAGCGCAGCGUGUCAGCGGAGUGGCGGCUGCCGGAUUCGUGCCUGGACCCCUGUCUCAUCUGUCAGUCCCGGCCGAAGAACGGCUGCAUCGUCCACGGACGGACCGGGCAUCUAAUGUCCUGCUACGUCUGUGCCAGGAAGCUGAAGAAGAGAAACAAGCUGUGUCCGGUGUGCAGGCUGCCCAUCCAGUCUGUCGUCCUUACCUACCUCAGCUGAGACACCCAGUCUGUCCUCACCCUCGCUCUGUUCUCACCUACCUCAGCUGAGAUGCCAACUCUGUCUUCUCAUUUAGGCCUUUUCCACUACAGGCACGUAACCUCACAAAAGUUAAAGUGUAGCCAUUGUCACGGGUUCUACUUUUUGGGUGAGUUAGGUAUUUUCAAAGUCUUGUGAUGUGCCCAGUGGUGAGCUCCAUUAAGUAGUGAUUCAGUGUUGAAAAAGUUAUUUUGGUCAUUCUCUGGCUCUAGCUUAUGCUUUUCCUCAUCAUAUAUGAUUGUAAACAGCAUAUAUGAUGAAAUUUAUCUGCUAUAACAGGACAUCUGAAUGCAUCUGCUUGGGCUGUGGUAAAUUAUUACUUUUUGUCCCUGAUAUUUUAUUUUCUCAGAAGUUACUGUGUGGUAUCCCAGAUUGUUCUGUCGACAUCUUACUGUGGGUGGGGUUCCUCUAUUCAUUUAACAAUGUAAACAUGAAAGAAAAUCAACAUUGGUGCAGUAUUUUUGAUCACCGACUGCCUCACUGUGCACAAAGUCAGGUCGUUAUUUGGCAAACACAGUGGGAAAAUAAGGCUGAAGCUGGAAACUCAACUUCACGGUGUUCUUUUAAGUUCAGGGUACAGGUCGUUAAGUUCCUGUAGUGGAAAAAAGCUACGUCAUACUCACUUCAAGCAACAGAUACAUAUGACGAGGGUUCAAACGUGUCAACCCCAGUCAUAUUCAACAGCUGUCACAGGUUACUCUCUGGUUGAGACUCCAGUUCAGCCCUACUCACUUCACAAUAACCACAGAAUUACUUACAAAAGUUCAGUUUCACUUCUCAGCUUCUGUCCAUAGGCACAUGUCCACACUUUCUGGUUCUCCUCAUCACUUUAUCCUCUCUCUUUUCGGGACGCUCUUUAAAGGAUAUAUCUGGUGUUUUUCUGUGUUUUUCUUGUUGUCAGCAGAUGACAUGUAAAGACCAAAACCAACAUGUAAGUCCAUCUCUGAGCCCCAAGCCCGUUGGUUCCUACAGAACAUGUAAAGCACCCGGCCCCUUUAGUUCUUGAUAAAUAGUAAUACUCUUGUCUCACUAAAUUGAUUAAUCAUUUAGUUCAUUAAUGGUCAGUCUUUCUAACUUCCCAGAGCCCAAGCUGAUGUAUUUAUAUGUGUUGUUUUUGUUGUUUUAUAUGUCUCUGGAUAACAGUUCAAAACACAAAGAAACAAUUUUACAGUGUUUACAGUGAUAUAAAACAGAAAAUCAGCAAGUUCUUUAAUCUGAGAUUAAGCAGCAACGGUCAUUGAUUUCUUUGACAUUUUAUAACCAAAAAUGCUAAACACGUUCUGUUGGCAGCCUCUCAAACUUGAGGAUUUGUUGCUUUUCUUUGUCAAGUUUCACUGCAAACUGAAUGUUUCUGUGGUGGACUGUUGGUCAGAUGUUUGAAGACAUCACCGUGUUCCAUUGUAACAAUUGAGAAUUGUCAGCUUAGUGUGGUUGACUUUCAGCUAAAUUUGCUCCUCUGAGUAUUUCAUCCAGCAGGAUACAUUCACUGUUGGUUUUAGUCUUUUUAUAGGAUUUGUUGACCAUAAGAAAAAUUUAGAACAUCACUAAACUCGUCUUUUAAAUGGCACUAAAACAUCAACAUGAUUUUUCAUUGCGAAACAGACAUGAUCUCCGAUCUCUUUGUUGUCACUUUCACCUCCUGUCCUCUCCCGCCUCAGCUGAACCCGCUCUCACUUUAAAGGAACGCUCCAAAAUCAUUCUGCUCUCCAUCUUACCCACAAAGACUGGAAGCAGAGGGAAACCGCUAACUGUGUCAGCCACCUUUCAACAGUCUGUGGAGGUUGGAUUCACACCAUCUUCUCUGAAUUUAGGUGAAAAAGACUUCCCCCUAAUACGCCGGAUUGUUCCUUCAACAUCAGUAACGCUGUAUUUGGUAACAUUUCAUUUUACGGGUUGAUAAUUUCCUGGAAAGAAUUCUGUAAUUUCAUAGGAAUAAUAGGAAAAAUAUCCAGCGAUUAAUGCCAAUUUUAUUCUCUAAAGAAGGGAGAAAAAAGUAGAACAUUUUCAGAAAAGCUGAGACCUAAAAAGAUUUUCUAGUUUACUGUAGCCGUUAUUUUGUAUUGAUUAUUCAUAAAUAUACCAAUUAAACACUGUCUAUUUUCCCUAUAGUUAGAACCAAAUUACAUUGUUCUUUUCAGGGAGCUUUUUGUAAAUAGCAAGUUAUUCAAAAUUAUUGACCCAUGAAAUAAAGCUUUACGUUUUUAUCUUAUGGGUCUGUAAUUUCCUAAUCAUUUAAUUGAAAAUUUCCUGGAAAGAAACAUGAAACGUCAGUAAUUAUAGUAAAAUUUGUCGUUUCCAUGAAAGAAAAACAUUUUUCUAACUUUUAAUUAACUUUAUUAUCAGAAAUGUAAUUUGUCACAUACUUUAAUCUGUUAUCUCACUUUGCUGUGCACUGACUUUUAAACUAGCAAGAAAUUAAUAGAAUACUGUCUCUGUUUUUCAUAUAUUCUCACCAGGAAAGUUCCAACAAAGUUAUUAGAAAAUUAGUAGGAAAUUAUUGCCCCGUAAAAUAAAGUGUUCCAUAACAUGCUAAAUAUUUAUUUGUUUAUUUAAGAUGCUUAGAGGUUUAUUUAAACAGACACUUUUCUAUGAGCUCUUUAAAUAAUAAGAUGAAUCUACUGAAAUUUAUAAUUUCUUGUUCAGAGUUUUCUGUGAACUGAAUAAAGUUUAACUUGUCUUAUCA
Molecule: messenger RNA, 4724 nt
Organism: Lates calcarifer (barramundi perch)
Lineage: Eukaryota; Metazoa; Chordata; Actinopteri; Centropomidae
Gene: mdm2
Product: MDM2 proto-oncogene
Exons: 13
Coding region: 467-2002 (511 amino acids)
Biological process (GO): negative regulation of apoptotic process; regulation of cell cycle
Cellular component (GO): nucleus
Molecular function (GO): identical protein binding; ubiquitin protein ligase activity
Source: RefSeq, a predicted model, not a curated record